Fusarium sp. VM40 is the source of this 765-nucleotide messenger RNA. The record is from the annotation of a GenBank genome assembly. NCBI's taxonomy places the organism in Eukaryota, Fungi, Ascomycota, Sordariomycetes, Hypocreales, Nectriaceae.
AUGUCCAAGUUUUCGCUUCGUGGCCGCUUGGCUGUUGUUACUGGAGGUGGUCGAGGCUGCGGCUUUGCAUUCGCGCAAGGAUUGGCUGAAGCCGGUGCUGAUGUUGCCAUUUUCGAUGUCAUCCAACCUGAUGCUACCGAAGUAAAGCAACUAAUCUCGAAACAUGAAGUUCAGAUCAAGUCAUACAUUGUGGAUGUUACCACAUUGUCUAGUCUAAAAGAGGGAUUUGCUUCUGUGGCUUCGGACUUCAAUAACAGACUAGACAUCCUUGUUGCAUGCGCGGGUGUUAACAAGAAUGUUCACUUCCUCGACACUGAGGAGGAGGACUUUGAGCGCCUCUUUGCGGUCAAUGCUAAGGGUGUCUACUUCUCGGCUAAGCUGGCAGCCCAGGCUAUGAUUGCCAACAAAACUCAAUGCGGCAGCAUCGUUCUUGUGGCUAGUAUUGCUUCCCAUAUGGCCAUCAGGUCCCAGAGGUCAACCGCCUACUGCGGUACCAAGGGCGCUGUACGAGCCAUGGUCGCGCCCAUUGCAGCUGAGCUUCAUGAACACGGCAUCCGAGUGAAUUCCAUCAGCCCCGGCUAUGUAAGGACAGCAAUGACUGCGCCAUUCCCUGACCUGCUCGAGGGAUGGAAGGAUGAGAUCAUGAACCACCGUGUUGCUGAGCCCGAUGAUAUCAUGGGAGCUUGCGUCUUCCUUGCUAGUGAUGCCAGCAAGUACUGCACAGGGUCGGAUAUCUUAGUAGAUGGAGGAGUGACAAAGUGGUAG